UCUCCCCCCCCCUGGCCCGGGGGCAGGGCGCUUGGUGGCCCCUCUCCCCCCACCGGCCGCGCUGGGCGAUGCUGGGGAUAAGAUGUCAUGGCUGUUCCCCUGGUCGAGCUCCAUCAAGAAGCGGGCCUGCCGCUACCUGCUGCAGCACUACCUGGGGCACUUCCUGGAGGAGAGACUCACCCUCCAGCAGCUCAGCCUCGACCUGUACAACGGCAGCGGCCGCCUCCGCGACGUGCAGCUCGACGUGUGGUCGCUGAAUGAGUUGCUAGACUCGCUGGGGGCUCCGCUGGAGAUCACGGACGGUUUCAUCGGCAGCAUCUUGGUGACCAUCCCCUGGUCCGCCCUCAUCACCGACAACUGCACCGUGGAGGUCACUGGCCUGCAGCUGACAUGCCGACCCAAGUACUGCUUCGCCCCAGGGACCGAGUCUCCCAGCUGGUCCUCCUGCAUGACCACCAGCAUGCAGCUCGCCAAGGAAUGUCUGAAGGAGUCGGAGGAGCCCGAGGAGCCCACCCAGCCCCUGGAGGGUCUCGAGAUGUUUGCUCAGACCAUAGAGACAGUGCUGAGGAGGAUAAAGGUGACGUUCCUGGACACCAUUGUGCGGGUGGAACACACGGCCGAUGGCUCUGGUCCUGGUGUGGCCCUGGAGGUGCACAUCAAGAGGCUGGAUUACUGUGACGAGGCGGUGAAGGACUCGGUCGGCAGCUCCAGGAAGGAGCCCAUCCCCAUUGACAUCCACCAGCCGCCGGCCUUCGUGCACAAGGUGCUGCAACUGUCCGGGGUGCUCCUACACUACGAGGAUGUCCCAGAGCAGCGUGUGGACCCCCCAGCCUCGUCCCCCGUACCACAGCAGACGGAGGAGAGCGCCGGCUCCGGCGAGGAAUCGGACCGUGCCCCCGGAGCGAGCAGCGGGACUGCGAAGGGCCGAGCGGCCACCGUGCCUCCGCACCUGGUGCAGAUCGGCAGCUGCACCGGCUGCCUGGAGAUGACGGUGAAACUCAAGCAGAAUGACGCGCUACCGGGACCCAAGUUGGAAGUGGACGGGAAGAUGGGAUCCCUGCACUUGUUCCUCAGCCCCCACCACAUCUCCAACCUGGUCGAUUUUCUCAGCGCCAUCAAUCUCUCGGAGGUGAGCGGGCUGAGGGAGAAGCUGAGCAAGAGCCGGCCCCUGGACCCCGAGGACUUCAAGCUGAUCGAGCAGGACCUCAACAAGCAGCUGCACUCAGGCCGCAGCCUGGCGCGGGCCAAGGCGGAGGAGCUGGACUCACUCGUGGGCCCCGAGACUGCAGCCCCCUCCGACAUGUUCUUCUCCAUGGCCCCCAUGACCAGCAGCGUCACCUCCGUGCAGUCGGGCAGCGAGCUCUCCGACGUGGAUCUGGACGGCUCCAUGUGCAGCGAUCGCAGUGCCUCCCCGCUACAGCCCCCCUCAAUGGGCACAGGGCUUGCGAUGGGCUCCCCCCGCCAGUAUGGCAGCUCCUUCUUCCCCCCCACCCUCCCCAACCUGCAGGGCAUCAACAGGCAGCAAGGCAGGGCGCAGCAGCCCCCCGCCCAUGGAGGGGGUGAAGACGGACGUGCUGCUGAAGCUGAGCCUGGGGGGCCUGACCGCCACUGUACUGCACCUGGAGCCGCUGCCGGGGGGCCCCACGGCGGAGCCUGCACCCAGUGGGGCCAACCUCCACGCUGGGGCCAACCUCCACGCUGGGGCCCCCCUCCACGCUGGGGCCCACCUCCACGCUGGGGCCCCCCUCCACCUGGGGCCACGCUGGGGCCCCCCUCCACGCCACAGCCCGGCACUACUACACGGAGCUGGCCUACUUCAAGGACAGCAUCUUCACCGACAGAGACUUCAGCCACUUGCGGGCCCACUUCGAGAAGGGUGAUCGGCAGUGCGGUGCAGCUGGUGUAUGAGCAGAAGGUGGGCCGAGGCGUGCAGAUGGUGUGUGUGGACGCCUGCUUCGGUGCGCUGGAGAUCCUGGAGUGCCUGCGGUCCCAGCCGGGGCCCACGGACCCUCAAUACACUGAGCUGCUGGUGUUCAAGAAGACCCCCGCGGGGCCCUGUGAGUCUGGUGCCUGCCCCUGUGCACAGAUCCAUUACCGCCAGACCCUGCGGACCGAGACCCGGCGCUGGUCUCUCGGCGUCUCCCAUGGCGUACACCGUGCCUCCAUCUUGGCCGGCGGCGUAAGUCGGCGGCUCCACCGCUGCCGGCCGCGCGCGGUUGUCCCGGCGCCCCUUCGUCUCGUCUCGCGGUGGCUGACGGCGGCGCUGGGCCGUGUGUCCCGUCAGCAGGGAGGCCGCAGGAGGUCGGGCACGAGGCGCAGCGCCGAGCUGGUGGUGGAGCUCCAGGAAGCACAGGCCGACCUCGACGUGGGAUUCCUGGACAGGGCCGACCUGCUGCUCCGGCUCUGGCUGUCGGGAGAGCGGGAAUUCCAGUCGGAGCAGGGAAACCUGUCGGAGCCGACGUUGAUGUCCGGCCUGUCGGGCCUGCGGUGUGAGUCUGUGCCGGCCGCUGGCCAUCUGACGGCGGUGAGAGUCACAGCGCCCAGGGCCCAGCUGCGGCUGCAGUUCCCGGUGCCCGACCUGAGGCCUGAGGGCGAGCGCAGGCCCCGGGGCCCACAAGGCCGUGCGCAGGGAGUGCCUGAGGCUGGAGUGCACGGACCUGGCCUUCCACACCGAGCUGGGGGCGGCCUUGCCCCGGACACAGCCCUGCACCUACACGCUCAGCUUCAGCGACCUGCAUG
Messenger RNA from Leucoraja erinaceus (little skate), 2739 nucleotides. RefSeq names its product autophagy-related protein 2 homolog A-like. NCBI's taxonomy places the organism in Eukaryota, Metazoa, Chordata, Chondrichthyes, Rajiformes, Rajidae. The record is from RefSeq and is a predicted model, not a curated record. Gene Ontology annotation, cellular component: extrinsic component of membrane; phagophore assembly site. The annotation marks the transcript as partial. The transcript is spliced from 15 exons. Gene Ontology annotation, biological process: reticulophagy; piecemeal microautophagy of the nucleus; autophagosome assembly. Gene Ontology annotation, molecular function: phosphatidylinositol-3-phosphate binding.